This is a messenger RNA of Cylicocyclus nassatus, 228 nucleotides long. NCBI's taxonomy places the organism in Eukaryota, Metazoa, Nematoda, Chromadorea, Rhabditida, Strongylidae. The record is from the annotation of a GenBank genome assembly.
AUGGGUUGGCCGCAUCAGAAUGUGGAUGGGCAAGACAGUGUAAAGAAAGUAGUGUCAUUGCGGGUUAAGUGCUCUAGCGUUGCGCUUGAGCUAAUCGAUGCUCACUAUGCUAAAAUCUGGGAAUUGGUACAAAUAUACUCGAAUUUGCCCGCACCACAAAAUUCGGAUUUGAUUUGGAUUCAUCUUAUUCAUUCCGUUUCCACAAAUCAUCUGUGUCAAUAUUCGUGA